Molecule: messenger RNA, 1305 nt
Organism: Penicillium verhagenii
Lineage: Eukaryota; Fungi; Ascomycota; Eurotiomycetes; Eurotiales; Aspergillaceae
Product: Sugar isomerase (SIS)
Exons: 2
Coding region: 1-1305 (434 amino acids)
Biological process (GO): carbohydrate derivative metabolic process
Molecular function (GO): carbohydrate derivative binding
Source: RefSeq, a predicted model, not a curated record
AUGCCAACGCCGCCCUGGCCAUUAACCCCUCCUGAUGCCUCGGACCCCCCACCAACAGCCUCUAAAGAUGUCUCCUCCGUCGUAACCGCAAUUCAUGUCAUGUCCACUGAGCGUGCUGCGCUCUCCCACCUCGAACGCCUGUAUCAAACAGAUGCUCGAGCUCAGCAAGAGCUUGCGCGCGCAGUGGAUCAGAUUGCGCAGAGUGUACGCGACGGCGGCAAGCUCGUCGUUUGCGGCGUGGGCAAAAGCGGCAAAAUCGGGCGCAAGAUCGAGGCAACUAUGAACAGUCUAGGUAUAUACUCGGCGUUCUUACAUCCGACGGAAGCUUUGCAUGGCGAUCUGGGAUUGGUCCGGCCGAAUGAUACAAUGCUUCUCAUUUCGUUCUCAGGUCGCUCGCCUGAGCUACUAUCUCUGUUACCGCAUAUCCCCGCUUCAGUUCCUAUCAUCGCCUUGACCUCACAUACAGACCCGUCCACAUGUCCAAUACUAUCUUUGCAUGGGCCUUUGGGCCUGGGAAUCCUUCUACCGGCUCCGAUUCAUGAGGGCGAGGAAGCUUCUUUGGGAGUUUGCGCUCCGACAUCAUCUACAACGGUAGCCUUGUGUCUUGGAGAUGCAUUGGCUAUUGCGGUAGCACGCAUUCUACACACUGCGCCGGGCAAGGGACCUGCAGAUGUGUUUCGAAGCCACCACCCUGGAGGUGCAAUUGGUGCCGCGGCGAUGAUGGAGACACCGUGGACGGCCCCAUCCAGUGCUGUUUCAACGACGACAUUCGAUUCUCCAUCAUCAUCCAUUUCUUUACAAUGGGAAGACCUCAAUAGCAGUCCCUCCAUUCCGCCAUUUACACUUCAGUCUCCACCUGAACAUCGCCUCAUCCCUUCAGAUAUACUUGUUCCUCUUGAUCAAAUCCCCACUGCUUCAUCAGCCACCGCAAAGGGCCCCGGUGAUGUUCGGUUACUCGACAUUCUUCUAGCGGCCAUUCAGCACCCCAAUGCGAAAUCAUGGGUGUUCCUUUCACCGACUGAGAUCGCCCCACCUCGCAUGAUUCGGUCCCUUCUGUCCCGACAGACUAAUGUGGACCUGUGCGUCGCCGACGCCGUGGCUAAAGACCCUGGCCAGCCACUCACCGUGGCCCGGUCUGACUGGUGUCUAGUGCCAGAAUCGACCCCGCUUACUGAGCUGCGGCGCUUGGUCUCCACAUCCCGAGCUAGCUCGACCCCAAUAGCUGUUAUCGCUGUGAUGAAAGACAUCACCAUCCCUAGCAGUUGUAUAGGGGUAGUAGAAGCAGAGGAUCUUUGGGGUGAAUGA